UUCCUUGUUCUGUGUUUCUUUUAAGUAGUUUAAUGUCCUCACCACUUUAUUGAGUUGUUUCUCAGCUGCUUUCGUCAUUGGCUCUUGCAUAUAUCAUACUUCCAAUUAUCUAAAUGUAUAAAUAUAUUCAAAACAAGUCGAUAGUAAAAUGAACAUACAAAUAAAAGUGUGUUUCUCUACAGGUGACUAAAUUGGCAGCACUGCUAAAGAAAGUCCUGGAGAUCAUCAGGUCCAGUCAUGUGUGCGGUGAAUCGGAGCUGAACUGGGUUCAGUUCUUAGACGGAGCCGUCGACCACAACCUGCAGAAAGCCAAAGACCUGAUUCAGCAGGACAGCUAGUGUGUCUGUGCAGCUAAACUCUUGAAGGACGUGAACCUCCACUGUCCGACCAACAACUUCUCCCACCACACCAGUGACAUCUCCCUGACGGAGCUGUUUGUGAGGCGAGGUCUGGCCUUCACUCUGACCCUCACUCUGUCGCAGCCUUUCAAACCAAAACUUUACCCGCUCACCAUGGUCGCAAUGACAGGUUUGGUUACAUCCGAGGAACAGGGCACAAUUUCGUACUUUGGUAUCCCCGACAGCGUGAUCCGGUCACCGUCAGCAAAGGCUGUGUGGAAGGCAGCGCUUGAGGAGGAGAAGUCCUCCCCAGAGAAAGGCGUCUUGGUUCUAAACAUCACCCCCCCGGCUAACGCCCCCAUAGGAGCGUAUGUACUCACUGGGAAAUACAGGGAAGAGGAAAUGUUGCUGGCAAAGCCGGUGGUGUUCUUCAACCCCUGGUGUCCUGAUGACACGGUGUAUCUAUCUGACGAGAAGGAAAGACAAGAGUAUGUGAUGAGUGAACAAGGAAUCAUCUACGGAGGAUCUGGAAACUACAUCUUUGGCCGCACGUGGGACUUCGGACAGUUUGAGGACGACAUGGCGAGGAUUUGUAUUAAGUUGCUGGACGUUAACCCAAAACACGCGGAAAACCCAGCUGACGAUGUCUGUAGUCGCUCUGAUCCCGUCUACGUCAGCCGUGUGAUCAGCGCCAUGAUCAACUCUGAGGGCGACCAUGGCGUUGUGAUGGGAAGGUGGGGGGGUCCGUUUGCCGGCGGGUAUAAACCCACUCACUGGACCGGCAGCCACGCCAUCCUCAAACGCUGGUACGACUAUGGCUGCCAACCGGUCAAAUACGGCCAGUGCUGGGUGUUUGCUGGCGUGAUGUGUUCAGUGAUGCGUCUGCUGGGCAUCCCCUGCCGCGUGGUCACCAACUUCGAGUCAGCCCACGACACUAACAAAAAUCUGAUCAUCGACGUGUACUACGCAGACUACGGUGUCACAGAGAAAAAAUCUCCUGAUAGUGUUUGGAACUACCAUGUGUGGGUGGAGGGCUGGAUGAAACGUCCAGACCUGGAGGAAGGUGAUAAGUACGACGGCUGGCAAGUUCUGGAUCCGACACCACAGGAGACGAGCAACGGUGUUUACUGCUGCGGUCCAGCCUCGGUCAAAGCCAUCCGGAGCGGAAACAUCGACCUGAAGUACGACAUCCCGUUCAUCUUCGCUGAGGUCAACGCGGACUGUGUGGACUGGCUGGUCAAAGCUGACGGCUCGAAAAUGAAGUUAUUCUCCGACACCAAGAGAAUCGGUCAGAACAUCUCCACCAAGUCUGUCGGCUUGAGAAAGAGGAGGAACAUCACCGACACGUACAAGCACAGGGAGGGGUCCGACAAGGAGAGGGACGUCUUCAAGUACGCCCUCACCAGAGACCUCACCAUAGACAUGGAGGAGGGGGUCAGCGGGGUGGAGACGGAGAAUGACACAGGAGCAGAGAAUCAGACGGGAGGAGCAGGUGAAGAGAUUGAGGGGAACGGGGCAGUGAUCGAUACCUCGGGAGGAGCAGGUGAAGAGACGGAGGGGAACGGGGCAGUGAUCGAUACCUCGGGAGGAGCAGGUGAAGAGACGGAGGGGAACGGGGCAGUGAUCGAUACCUCGGGAGGAGCAGGUGAAGAGACGGAGGGGAACGGGGCAGUGAUCGAUACCUCGGGAGGAGCAGGUGAGGGCAUCCCGGAAGUCACGCCACCCUCCGAUGUGUCCAUGCGAUUUGAGGAGUUGUCCAAACCAAUGAACGGGAAGGACGUGAGCAUGAAGCUGUUGCUUCACAGCAAGUCCACUUCCUCCAGGCUGCUGUCCAUCAACAUCAGCGUCCAGGCCAUGGGCUACAACGGCUCCUCGGCCGGGAACAUCCAGUCCGAGGUGAAGGAGGAGACCAUGCAGCCUGGGACAGAACUGUCUGUCCCCAUCCUGGUCCCGUUCUCGGCCUAUCACAAGCUCAUGGUGGAGUGUGACAGCAUGAAGGUCACAGCCAUGGUCAAUGACAAAUACAAGCCGGAGCAAGUCUACCUGGCGGAGAAUGACAUUGUGCUGACGGAUCCUCCUUUCACCUUAACAGUUUCCAGUACGACCAGACUGCAACAAGAAACCAGUGGAGUAUUGAUUUUCAAGAACCCGGUAGACGAGACGCUGACGGGAUGCACACUGACUCUGUCUGGAAGUGGAAUAUUUAAAAAGGAGGAGGACUGCAGGCUCCCGGACCUGGCACCAAAACAACAGUUCCGUAUCAACAUCUUCUUUUAUCCCUACAAGACGGGAAAGAAGAUGAUCACGGCCGUCUUCGACUGCUCCACCUUCAGGGACAUCCAGGCCACCUGCAAGAUCGAGGUCAAAGAGUAACGUCUCAACUCCGCAGAGUCUCGUUCUAAGGUCACAAGCUAAAACAAAAAAAAUGCUAAAAUCUUCGGCGGCUUAAAGGAGAUUUAUUGAGCUCAUGUUCAGGUUUGUCUGGGUCCGAUGUCUUCGCUACAACAGGAACUAUUUUUCAUCCAUCCCGUGUCACGAAAGUUAUCAACAAACACACACUCUCGCUCGCUGUGAUUGUUCUAGACAUUCCUCCGCUAUUUCAGGAAAAUGUCUAGAGUUCACUGCGGCUCUAAAAACAGCUUUAACUUUCACUUCAUUAAGUUACCUCAAUAAGAGAGAUAACAAACAUGUGUUUCUCAGUCAAAUAUCGGUGCAGGGUACAAAAAGCUUUUCAACAAACCGCUGUGAACUUCACUCAGAACCAAAAAGCUUUCUCGCAGCUUCGCAUUAUUCACUUUUAUAUGAUAAAGCCCGGUGAUGGACCACUGCUUAAAAAAGAGGAAGAACGAGAAAGAUGCCAAACAUACGACACAUGAACAUUUACAUGUAUCUGCUUAAAUUCGUUGAUUUCUUUUAAGGUCUGGCUUGGAUCCUAGCUGGUUUUUAAAGUCUGAUCCUAAAACUAGAUUCUCAUCAGAAUGUUUCAAUUUGCUUGAACAAUGUAACUCAGUUGUUUUUGUCUUGAGGAUAAAUCUCCGACUCUCCGACUUUACCUUGAAUAAAAAAAAUUUAAAAAAAAGUAUUCGUUGUGCU
Molecule: messenger RNA, 3431 nt
Organism: Pleuronectes platessa (European plaice)
Lineage: Eukaryota; Metazoa; Chordata; Actinopteri; Pleuronectiformes; Pleuronectidae
Product: protein-glutamine gamma-glutamyltransferase E
Exons: 16
Coding region: 513-2711 (732 amino acids)
Biological process (GO): peptide cross-linking
Molecular function (GO): protein-glutamine gamma-glutamyltransferase activity
Source: RefSeq, a predicted model, not a curated record